GACCCAUCCCCGAGUGAUAUUUAUUGGCAAAACAGAUAUUUGGAACCCCUUAAAACUAGACCAACAUCUACCCAUCACAUCAAUUAAUACAAAACAACUUUUUUUGGGCAAGUGCCUUCUGUCUUAUGUAAUAUUUCUGGAUGAAUUUGCUUCUCAGUUGGUUCAUCCAAUGAAGCAAUUCACACAAGUAUACAGGAAUAAAUAAAUAAAUAAAUAAAUAAAAAUAGCAUCUUGUUUCUAAAUGCCAUUAGGCAGCAGAUGAGACCAUAAACCAAACCCCACCGUGGGUGAGGUCUUAGUGUUGCUGGCCUGCAAAGUGGAGUUUGUUCCAAAUUCUAUAGUCAUACUCAGAGAAUAAGGACAAAGACCACCAAACGACCCAUCCCAUACAAUCAGAAACGUAACAAACAAAACACAACCCAUCAAAUGGGUCAAAACACCGAAUACCCAGAACCCACAAUCGCUCUCAAAGCUCUCUCUGUUGAUCCAUUUUUUCCGUCUCAAAAACAUGGUCAUUUCAUCAAACAGCAGGAACGCAAUUCAAAUACUUGCCUUUGGAUUUCACUUUCUCGUUCUCCUCUGUUCCAAGGCCAAUGCCAAGUGCUCCCGCGGCUGUGAUCUCGCCCUGGCUUCAUACUACGUGUGGGAUGGCUCAAACCUCACCUACAUUAGAAAAAUCUUUGGCCGCGAAAUCUCGGAAAUUCUCAAGUACAAUCCCCAAAUCGAAAACCAAGACAGCAUCGACACUGGCUCCAGAAUCAACGUGCCGUUCCGGUGCGAUUGCCUGAACGGCGAUUUCCUGGGCCACACCUUCGAGUAUACGACUCAAUUUGGAGAUACGUAUGAUAGGAUUGCAGAGAGGGCAUUUUCGAACCUCACUACUGAGGAUUGGGUUCACAGAGUGAAUGAGUAUCCACCGACUCGGAUACCGGAUGAUGUUCAGAUUAAUGUGACGGUGAACUGCUCCUGCGGCAACCGGAGAGUGUCGAUGAAGUAUGGGUUAUUUGCGACGUAUCCUCUCAGGGACGGUGAGAAUUUGUCGACCGUGGCGGCGGCGGCUGGCAUCACCGACGAUUUGGUGCGGCGGUAUAAUCCGGCGGCCGAUUUUAGUGCUGGGACUGGGCUAGUGUUUGUGCCGGCCAAAGAUCAAAAUGAAACCUAUCCACCACUGAAGUUAAGCAACAGCGGGAUCUCCAGUGGAGUCAUUGCUGGCAUAUCUGUGGCUGGAAUUGUGGGCUCUUUGCUUUUUGCCUUUUUUCUGUUUGCUCGAAUUUGUAAAAGGAAGAAGGUGAAAAAAGUACUGUUUUUCCCGGCAGCAUCUGAACAACAAUAUAUGCAACAUAGACAAGCUCAUGGAAGUGCCUCAGAAGAGACUUCAGAUUCAGCUGCUCUUGUUGGUGCUGCUUCUCUGGGGCUCGUAGGUAUAACUGUGGACAAAUCUGUGGAGUUUUCAUAUGAAGAGCUGGCCACAGCUACAGACAACUUCAGCUUGGCUAAUAAGAUCGGCCAAGGUGGCUUUGGAUCUGUCUACUAUGCAGAGCUGAGAGGCGAGAAAGCUGCAAUCAAGAAGAUGGACAUGCAAGCAUCAAAGGAGUUCCUUGCUGAACUGAAGGUUCUAACACAUGUUCAUCACCUGAACCUGGUGCGCUUAAUAGGAUAUUGUGUCGAGGGUUCCUUAUUCCUAGUCUACGAAUUCAUUGAUAAUGGAAAUUUAAGUCAUCAUUUGCGUGGUUCUGGGAAGGAUCCAUUGCCAUGGUCCAGUAGGGUGCAAAUUGCCCUUGAUUCAGCAAGAGGGCUUGAGUAUAUUCAUGAGCAUACAGUUCCUGUGUAUAUUCAUCGUGAUAUUAAACCAGCAAACAUUUUGAUAGACAAAAAAUUUCGUGCAAAGGUUGCAGAUUUUGGGUUAACAAAACUAACUGAAGUUGGAAGUGCUUCAAUACCUACACGUCUUGUGGGUACAUUUGGAUACAUGCCUCCAGAAUAUGCCCAAUAUGGUGAUGUUUCCCCUAAGAUAGAUGUAUUCGCUUUUGGAGUUGUCCUUUAUGAACUCAUAUCUGCCAAGGAAGCCAUUGUCAAGACAAAUGAACCUAUUAUGCCCGAGUCAAAAGGACUUGUUGCUUUGUUUGAGGAUGUUCUCAGCCAGCCUGAUCCAAGAGAAGAUUUUGUUAAGCUUAUAGACCAGAGGCUUGGAGAUGACUACCCUCUUGACUCAAUUUGGAAGAUGGCCCAUCUUGCCAAAGCUUGCACACAGGAAAAUCCUCAGUUGAGACCAAGCAUGAGGUCAAUUGUCGUUGCACUAAUGACACUUUCAUCAUCAACCGAAGAUUGGGAUGUUGGGUCCUUCUAUGAAAAUGAGGCUCUGAUGAAUCUAAUGUCAGGAAGGUAGCAUGUAUCCAAACAUGUCCCCUUCUGAUGAUUUCACAAGUAUCUCUUCUCUCAUGUAAAUCAACCCUUAUUACCCAUUUCAAAUACUAUUGUCAUGUAUAAUUGUGUGUAAUUAAGCCUUGUGGGAGGUUAUAGAUUUUUCUUUUUGUAGGACAAUAUUUUUGAAGUUGCUAUUUAUGAUCAAAUGUUAUCUGUUUAUGUGAA
This is a messenger RNA of Vitis vinifera (wine grape), 2589 nucleotides long. Its product is annotated as lysM domain receptor-like kinase 3. The record is from RefSeq and is a predicted model, not a curated record. Gene Ontology annotation, biological process: protein phosphorylation; innate immune response. Gene Ontology annotation, molecular function: ATP binding; transmembrane receptor protein kinase activity. The coding region runs from base 509 to 2386 and encodes 625 amino acids. Lineage: Eukaryota; Viridiplantae; Streptophyta; Magnoliopsida; Vitales; Vitaceae. The transcript has 12 exons.